Molecule: messenger RNA, 3052 nt
Organism: Rhododendron vialii
Lineage: Eukaryota; Viridiplantae; Streptophyta; Magnoliopsida; Ericales; Ericaceae
Product: DNA (cytosine-5)-methyltransferase CMT3-like
Exons: 21
Coding region: 94-2499 (801 amino acids)
Cellular component (GO): nucleus
Molecular function (GO): chromatin binding; methyltransferase activity
Source: RefSeq, a predicted model, not a curated record
AGUAAAAGCAAGUAGCUGAACACUCCGAGGCCUCUCUUUCUCUCUCUCUCUGUCAUCUCUUCAUCUUCCCCGCGCAUCUCUCUGUGUGCGAGAAUGGGAAGAUCGAAGCGAGCGAAGGAAACCUUUACCCCAAACCCGUCUUCACCAAAGAAGGCGAAGUUGGCCCCGCCCCCGUCGCCGCAGGAACCCGACGACAGGUUCGCCGGAAAACCAGUGCCGGCCGACGAAUCAAGGGUCAGAUGGCCCACUCGAUAUGGUGCUGAUUCAAGCGUAAAUCAAGUUUUACAAGCAAAGUCUCACUAUACUCAAGCUGUUGUUGAUGGAUGUAUGUUCAACCUUUAUGAUUAUGCGCACGUAAAGGCCGAAGAAGGAAAACCUGAUUAUAUUGCCAAAAUUGUGGAGCUCUUUGAAACCAUCAAUGGGGAGUUGUAUUUUUCAGCGCAGUGGUUCUAUAGAGCUGCAGAUACAGUAAUUAAGGAACAAUCCAAGCUCAUCGACAAAAAACGGGUGUUUUACUCAGGCAUUAGAGACGAUAAUCCAUUGGGCUCUAUUGUUUCAAAAAUAAAAAUUGUUCAACUUCCAGCCAAUGUGGAUUUGGCUGAAAAACAUAAACUAAUCUCAUCUUCGGAUUUCUAUUGUGACAUGGCAUAUUUAGUGCCACACUUCUCAUUCACCACUUUGAAUGCAACCAAUGCACCUGAGAGCUCAAAGGCAGAUAGUGAUGCAUCCUCGAUAAGCGAUGCUUGUUCAAAUAGUGCACUAGAGGAUGCUGAUGUAGAUGAGAAGUCGGAAAUGACUUUGCUUGAUUUAUACUCCGGAUGCGGAGCAAUGUCAACUGGACUUUCUCUUGGGGCUGCCAUUUCUGAUGUUAAAUUAGUCACUAGGUGGGCUGUUGACUUAAAUUCCGAUGCUUGCAAAAGUCUUAAGUUGAACCAUCCGGAAACUGAGGUGAGGAAUGAAAAAGCCGAUGAUUUCUUAUCUUUGCUGAGGGAGUGGGAAAAACUGUGCAAAGAAUUUCGAUUAUUGGAUUCUGAUAUAGAAGAUUCAGAAUUUGAAGAAAAUAGCUUGGGCUGUGAUGAAGAUAAAGAUAAUGAUGAUGAAUCUUCAGUUUCUCCGGGAGAAUAUGAAGUAGAAAAGUUGCUCUCUAUUUGUUAUGGUGACCCGAAUGAAAUCAAGAAGACUGGAUUAUAUUUUGAGGUUCGUUGGAAGGGCUAUGGACCUGGUGAUGACACAUGGGAGCCAAUUGAUGGUUUAAGUAAUUGCGAGGACAAAAUAAAAGAUUUCGUGACAAGUGGGUUUAAAUCGAAGGUUUUGCCUCUCCCAGGUAAAGUUGACUUCAUAUGCGGAGGCCCUCCUUGUCAAGGGAUGAGUGGCUUUAAUCGGUUCAGAAAUGUAACUGAUCCAUUGAGCGAUCCGAAAAACCAUCAACUUGAAGUCUUUAUGGAUAUUGUUGAAUUUUUGAAGCCGAGGUUUGUGUUGAUGGAGAAUGUUGUCGAUAUAUUUAAGUUGGCCAGAGGAGUAUUGGGGUGUUAUGCGGUUGCUCGGUUAGUUUCCAUGGACUACCAAUCUCGAGUGGGCAUACUUGCAGCAGGUUCUUAUGGAGUCCCCCAGUGUCGGAUGCGAGUCUUCCUUUGGGGAGCACGUAGGACAGAGGUGUUGCCUCAAUAUCCUUUGCCCACACAUGAAUUUGUUGGAAAGGGGGUGGUUACGGUCGAAUACAAAGAAAUUCUCCUCGGGUUUGAAAAAGAUGAGUCACAUAACUUGGAAAAGAGCAUUCUACUUAGUGAUGCACUAUCUGAAUUGCCGGAGGUCACAAAUUUUGAAAAACGAGAUGAAAGGCCUUAUGACUCUGCUCCUAGAACUGAAUUCCAGGAGUACAUCAGAACUAGAAGGCCUGUAUUUCUGUCUUUGAAUGGUAAAAAUAGUGCAUUGCAAAAAGAUAUGUUGUAUGAUCAUAUACCUUAUCUACUGAAUAAAGACGACUAUGAAAGAGUUUGCCAUAUACCAAAAAGAAAGGGAGCUAACUAUAGGGACUUGCCUGGUGUUCGGGUGGGCCCUAACAACAAGGCAGAAUUAGACCCAUCAAUUGAAAGACCGAUAGUCAGUUCUGGAAAACCUCUGGUGCCAGAUUAUGCUUUGUCAUUUGUCCGUGGGACAUCAACUAAGCCAUUUGGUCGCUUGUGGUGGGAUGAAUUCGUGCAUACCGUAGUGACAAGAGCAGAACCUCACAACCAGUGUAUCCUUCAUCCAGGGCAAGACCGGGUGUUAUCCGUUCGUGAAAACGCCCGGUUACAAGGAUUCCCGGACUGGUAUAAAUUAUGUGGGGGCAUCAAAGAAAGGUACAUACAGGUCGGAAAUGCUGUCGCAUUUCCGGUAUCUAUUGCUUUGGGGCAAAUGUUGGCAAAGGCCAGCCAGGGAGUUCCUAGCAAGGAACCAGUAACAGAGAUUGCUGUGAAGUUCCCCUAUUGUCUUGAGCUACUGUCCACGAAGAGAUUCUGAAUAUUGGGAGGAACUUGUUUUUCUGUUGGUUACCAUGCCUUAUCAUAGAAAUUCAACAUGAGUUGCAGCCGCUCAAGCAUUUCAGCUCUGUCCUGCCUCAUUAUAUAACAGGUGUGCAGCAACAAUAUGCAGUGCAAUUCCACAUUCCCGUUCUACUGGUUUCUUCAGCACCAAGUUUCAGUAAAUGUGUCCUCUUUCAUGAUUGCCUCAGCUGGCAUUUUUUUUCCUUUGUCCAAAAAAUUUGACUGUAGUUAGCUCAAUUGGAAACAUUGAUGAGAUGGUUUAGUCUUUGAAAGUUGUGGGGUUAUUCUUUAUGUAAUAUGGAAUUCUGGACCUAUUCCUGUUUUUGCUAAAGGGUAGAGCUAAGUUUUUCUGGGUCGGAGAGCUUGGGUUUCAACGGCAAGUGUAAUGACAACACACUUGAGUCUUAACAUUACAGUGACUGUUGGCAGUGAGAGAUGGUAAUGUUUUGGCCAUGGUAUGCCUUAUUUUUACUCCAGUAAUGUACAAUCUGAAAUUAGUUGUGAAUGUUAAGAGUCCUCUUGCUUAUCAA